UCAGAAAUCAACUCUGUGCGUUUCAUCAGAGCUCACAGGGAGGCCUAGUCACAGCCAGUUUCUUACACUCCAUCAUCACCAUCUCUUCCAAUGGGUAGCAGUGCUGUGUGGGUCUUCUGGCCUUUUGAGGUGAUCAUUGCUGUAGCAUGUUGCCUGGGCAAUGUGCUGGUGAUCUGGGCAGUGUGGAGAUGUGGGGCCCUCAGGCAGCCCACCUUCUGCUUCGUUGUGUCCCUGGCUGUGGCUGAUUUCCUGGUGGGGUCUGUGGCCAUCCCCAUGGGUGUGCUGGUGGACAUCCGUAUGAAGAUCCCCUUUUAUGGCUGCCUUUUCAUGUGCUGUGUUGUCAUGAUGCUACAGUUGGCUUCUGGUUCUUCACUACUGGCCAUUGCAGUGGACCGUUUCCUCCGUGUGCGCAUCCCUCUGACGUAUAAGUCUACUGUUACUCAAAAAUGCACUUGGAUGGUGGUGGCACUCUGCUGGUUCACUGCUGCACUGUUGAGUUUUAUCCCUAUGUUCGGAUGGCACAACUAUAACACUCAGAAUGGCACAACACAAGCAAACUCCACCAGUUUUGAGUGCAGAUUCUUCACUGUUAACAGCCGUUCAUAUGUUGUAAACUUCAUAUUCUUCGGCUUCUUCCUUCCUCCAUUGGCUAUCAUGACAUGCUUGUACUGUUACAUCUUCCUGACCACUAGAAGGCAGUUAAGAGCACAUAUCGGUGUGGCUACUGAGUCCCACACAUAUUACCAAAAAGAACAAAGGCUGGCUGCUUCACUGGUUCUGAUCAUGGGUCUAUUUGUUGUCUGUUGGCUCCCUCUAUUCCUCAUGCACACUAUAAAAUUAUAUGGUCCUAAUAUCAAGGUGUCCUCAGUCGUCAUUCACAUAGGUGUCCUCCUGUCUCAUACUAAUUCAGCAGUUAACCCCAUAGUGUAUGCGUUUAGGAUCCCCAAGAUAAAAGAGGAGUUUAAGAAGCUGUACAUGAGAGUUUACCAUGACGGACAACAGCAGUAGGGAGACAGUAGAAAAACAGCAGGGCAAAAAACAGCAGUACAGAAAAC
Molecule: messenger RNA, 1055 nt
Organism: Colossoma macropomum (tambaqui)
Lineage: Eukaryota; Metazoa; Chordata; Actinopteri; Characiformes; Serrasalmidae
Product: adenosine receptor A1-like
Exons: 2
Coding region: 91-1008 (305 amino acids)
Biological process (GO): G protein-coupled adenosine receptor signaling pathway
Cellular component (GO): synapse; membrane; dendrite
Molecular function (GO): G protein-coupled adenosine receptor activity
Source: RefSeq, a predicted model, not a curated record